Biomphalaria glabrata is the source of this 7815-nucleotide messenger RNA. RefSeq names its product cytochrome P450 2D9-like. NCBI's taxonomy places the organism in Eukaryota, Metazoa, Mollusca, Gastropoda, Planorbidae. The transcript has 9 exons. Bases 2632 to 4164 code for a protein of 510 amino acids. Gene Ontology annotation, molecular function: oxidoreductase activity, acting on paired donors, with incorporation or reduction of molecular oxygen; monooxygenase activity; iron ion binding. The record is from RefSeq and is a predicted model, not a curated record.
GGAUCUAUUGAGUCGUGUGUUGUAUAUUCCCUGGAAGUAGGAUCUAUUGAGUCGUGUGUUGUAUAUUCCCUGGAAGUAGGAUCUAUUGAAUCGUGUGUUGUAUAUUUAUCGGGAGUAGAACGAUAAAAGGAACGAUAUUGUUCAUUUAUUCAAACAGCAAACAUUCACACUGACAUGUUCUUUAAAUCUUUCUUCGUAUUUAAAAAAAAUUGAUAUUUCUUACUGAUACCCAUUACCAAGCGUAACAUAGUUGUUCAUAUUACUUCAUAUGAAUUAGAGAUUAGAAGUCUACACCAAUCUUUAAACUUUUUAAAUGCCCUUGUUAAUUCAGACUACUAUCUAAUAUCCAACGACAUUUGUAUAUAGAGCGUUACCUAAAGGCAACAUAAAAGGCAUAUUAAUACAUUUUACAUAUAUACUUUUUUUACUAUGGAAGAUCUAGUUGAAAAAUCGUUUAAGAUUACACAUAAAAACUGCAUCAGAAUAAUCAUUAUAAAUAAGUUGAGGAAUAUAUAUAUCAAUUUGUUCAUUACAGUAAUUUUAUUUACCACUGCAAUGAACCGAUGUUUACACCAUUACACAAUUUUAAAUGACAUUAAAUUGUUAAAUCCUUCCAUUAGUUCCAAAACUUUUUUGUAGUAUUUUAAUUUUCUGUUCAUCACCGGAUGUUCAUUGCUUGUCAUUAAAACAUUCGUUUAGACUGGGAAUAAUAUAAUUAUAUAAUAUUUCUAUUUCUGACAAAUCCAAGAACCUAAAGAGUUUCAUAGCCAACAGAAAUAUGUGAACACAAUAAUAUCAAUAGGUAAAGCCAACAUAUACCAUCAAUGUUUAAUUUGAACUUUAAGCAAUUAAACCUUCAACCUGGAGAAGGAUUGACGAAUCUGUUAUAUGCUGUUAAUAUGCCUGAAACAUACAGUCUUUAUUUACCAAACUACAGCUCCAGUUGCUAAGAGUAUGUCUUAAUACCUAGUAAUUGUUUCGAUCAUAUCAGCAAGGUAGAUAACUUGCGUCCAGUUUUGUAUGAGUGUAUAUCGUCACAUGAGAUAAAGGAGCUUUAUAAAUACAUAUCAGCAUUUUUCAUUAUGGCGUGCAACAUCAGCAGGUCAGAAAAGUAGACAUAUGGAGAGUAAGUUAUAUGUCUAUCCAUCACAUUAAUUAUGAGCUAUAAGAUGGCAUUACACACAUUACUAGAUGCAUCCCCAUAAUGAUGCGGAGAAAUGAUACUUCAUACUUUUUAACAAAUACAGCUACAACCGAAAUAAAAAUGUGAGAACCAGUGUUUUUCUGCGUAAUUCAGACUCUUGGGUAACAUAGUGAACAAGUGGCGCCUGGUACUCUUCAUCAUCUUCAGAUCACCGUUAGAAACACCCAAUGUCACGUAGUUGUAUGUUGUCAGUCAUCGCCCACACUCACUUCAUCCGAUAGGGCGACCAGUCUUUUGAAAGUGCACGUCGCUUUUAUUGCAACGAAUACUCUCUUUUUUUUAAAUCUAUAUAUAUAAUUCUCUUCAUGGCUCAAGAGUUUGGACAAAAGUAAUGGAAAAAUCACUCUUUUAUUUCUGCAAGUUGGACGGACUAGAGUUAUCCCACGUAAUUUUAGAGGCGAAAAAAAAAAGAGGGGGGGGGAACAAGUAGUAUUCACCCGUCACUAAAUAGCAGGGCCGGACUUAACUAUUGUGACCAAGAAGUCAUGGAAAGAGAACAAGUAAUCUACUCUGUAUAUACCUGUCACUAAAUAGCAGGGCCAGACUUAACCAUUGUGGAGCCCAAUGCGAAACGGAUUGCGCAGGGCCAAGUUUGGGUAAGGAUACGGAUAAUAAGUGAAAAUUAAUAGUUUGUAUUAGAAAGCAAAUUCAAUCUACGAGAAUUGUUGACCUCAAGUAAUUCUUCAUUAGCUUCUUUCACCAGAUUCCACAAUUACGUGAUAAUGCCGUUUGUUUGUUUUUAUCGCGCGUAGGAUUGGCGUUUUCCAUAUUGAAUGACUCCCCAAAGUGACAUUUUUUGUCUAUAAAUUUCAGAAGAUUUGUAUGAGUUUUCAAAAGAUUUUAAUAAUUUCCGGAGAUUACCAGGACUUUUUUGCAUAUUUUGCAAUUUCAGGAGAUUUUCAGGAGUUCCUGGUAAAUCAAGAAGCCGCGGGAAAUCUGUUAUAAGUUAUAAAAAUGGUUUAAUUUAAUAAUGUAUACACCUAGAGCGAGUCCUAUGAAAGUGCGGGGCACACUGCGGACGCAUAGGUUGCAGUUGCCUAAGGCCGGCCCUACAAAAUAGCGGUGUAUGCUACGCCGCUGGUCGAAAAUAAUACAAAGACACAACAAAAAUCGAAAUGAGAUGAACCUAAGCCACUACAGUUCUGUCCAAAUACAAUGUUCAUAGCGAAGAUUACUCUAUUUACUGCUUACGAAAGAGUUAACGCUGUUGAUCAAUGCGAUAAAAAAAAAUGAUUGAAAGGCCCUCUACUUUUAUCUCCAGAAUAGUUUCAAACCUAUUUACAUUCAAACUAUGUGAGACUGAGGUCGUUCACUUUUAUCAGUUAGAUUUAAUAACAACCGGGAAGGAUUGAGGAGCUUCCGGCUUUCAGCAGUGGGGAAAAAAGACACGCUUUUGAAAGGUUGCUGACCUAUAGAGGUGAAAGUUCAUGGCCGACCUCAGCGAUGUGAGCACCAGCUUAGCCUUGGGGUUGGUUGCUGUGACCCUUUCACUCUUCUGGUUGAAGAGAAAGAACACAUCGAGAGACCCCCCCGGACCACCAGUACUUAUACCAGGUUUCGGUCAUCUGCUACAAAUGUCCAGUCAGCCAGUCCAACAACUUCGUCUGCUGCGACAACGCUACGGAGAUGUGUUCAGGUUGUACAUGGGUAGUUACCCUGUGGUUAUAGUAAGUGGUGCCGAGAUGAUUGCUGAUGUCCUGCAAACUCGUGGAGCGGAGUUUAGCCACAGACCGCCCUCAUUUUUAGCUGAAACGUUAGCGAACAAUAAAGGUUUACUUAACACCAGUGGAAGCACAUGGUUAGAGCAGAGGAAGACAAUGAUAAGGACUCUCAAAAUGCAAGCAGCGACCGGUGGGCAUCUAGAAACGUAUAUUGGGAAAGCUGCCCAGAGAUUGACCACCCAGUUCAAGUCAUUAGUGGACAGUGGUCAAGCGGACAUGCUUGACGUUGCUCCGUUCAUCAAACGUGCCGUCUUCUUUGUAUCUUUUUCUCUGGCUUUCGGGCGCCAGUUGGACUUCGAUUCUGAAUUCUUGAUUAGCUAUGCAAACCACUAUGACCAUUUCUUUAGAUGCCUUAACCUAGCCGUACUGACAGCAUUCAUGCCAUGGAUUUCUUGGUUGCCAGGUGACCUUGUGGGCUAUAAGAAAUGCAAAGAGACUGCUGAAAUCAUUGUUAAGAAUUACGUUGAGCCAGAAAUAGCAAGACUUAAGUCUAUCGUCAAUAACAACAAUAGAGAUGUCAAAGACUCGUCUACCGUGGCUCCAUUCUGCCUAGCCAGUGUUUAUAUUGAUGAGAUGCGACAGAAAGAAAGGGAAGGCACUCCAACAUUUCUCUCAGAUGAGCAUCUUCCAAUAACAAUAUCCGACGUCAUAGCUGGAAGUUUCGAUACCAUGUCUUCAGGGUUGUGUUGGAUGCUGCUGUACCUCAUUCACUACACUGAUGUACAGGAGACAUGUAGACGAGAAAUUCUGGACAACGACUGUGACCUUGACAUUGCCAAGUAUGUUUAUACCCAGGCUGUGAUAAUGGAGGUACAGAGACAUGCAAAUAUGGCCCCAAUGCCUCCCGCUCACUGCUGCGACAAAGACACAGAGAUCGGAGGUUACUUCGUCCCUAAAAACACAGCAAUCAUAAUCAACACAGACUCGCUGUUGAUGGGUCCGGAGGUUGGAGAUGACCCCACAGCGUUUCGACCUGAAAGAUUUAUCGACGAUGAAGGCAAACUGCACAUUCCUAAAUGGUUCAUUCCUUUCUCGGCAGGGAAAAGAAUGUGUAUUGGAAUGGCAGUUGCUAGAAAAGAACUGUUGGGUUUUAUUAUUGAACUACUUUCCAAGUUUCAAUUUAGCGCUCCCAAAGUGAAUGGACGAGAAUGCAUGCCUCCUUUAGAGGGAAUCAAUGGGAUUUCCCAUUCACCCAAGCCCUUCCAUCUGUGUGUAACUCUUGCUGGUCAGAGGAAAUAGCGGACAUCUCAUUAUCAUCUGCCAUGACAUAAAUUAAAAAAAAAAAUACUCCAAGUGUUUUCACCACACAAAGAAACAGACUCACAACUGCUCAUCAGUAAAAAAGAGAUCAUACCAAAACAACAAAAUUGACUGGGACCACAGCUAAGUAAAUCUUUAAAAAAUGGCUAUUGUUAUGUAUAUAUAUAUAUAUAUAUAUAUAUAGGGCCUAUAUUUAUUUAUUUAUACAUUUAUUGUAUGGAUUUUCUAACAGGAAAAAAAAAGGCUUAUUGCUUUAAUUCGUUAUCUGUCUCUCGUGGAGUUUGAGAACCAUAGUUUUAUUUUUAAGAACAAAUUUCAGCGUCUCUGACUUUUCAAUUCCGAAUACAAUAGAUAUACAUGUUUUCAAGUUACAUGAAGUUACUUCCUAUACACAUGUUUUCAAGUUACAUGAAGUUACUUCCUAUACACAUGUUUUCAAGUUACAUGAAGUUACUUCCUUCGGCCAGUCUAUAUUUAUUUAUGUCUAUGCUUAAACCAUAGAAAAUGGACGAUCAGGAAAAUUGUGCGCACCUUCUUCAGUUUUUUUAUGUUUUUAGUCUGGAUGUAUAUCACCAAACUAAAGUUUUAUAGACUGAGUAGAUUCAUGAAAGGGCGUAAUCAGGAUAUUCAAUAUUUCGGGGGAGGGGGCAAAGGAGCUGAUAAAUAAAUGUUGUUGUUAUUUUUUUUUUAAAUCUAUCAUUCAUUAGGUUCGGAGUUGUCGCACUUUUAGAAAGUCAUCAGCUUCACAUUAAGGAGGAAUAGCCUUUAAAAAAAAACUACAAUUUUUGUUUGUUUCUUAUUUAUGUGCAAAACUUACUUUUCUUUAUUUUUUGUAUUGUAAACUUACUUUUCUUUAUUUCUUGUAUUGUAAACAUAAUAUUCUUUAUUUCUUGUAUUGCAAACAUACUUUUCUUUAUUUCUUGCAUUGUAAACACACUUUUCUAUAUUUCUUGUAUUGUAAACAUACUUUUCUAUAUUUCUUGCAUUGUAAACAUAGGCCUACUUUUCUUUAUUUCUUGUUUUGUAAACAUACUUUUCUUUAUUUCUUUUAUUGUAAACAAACUUUUCUAUAUUUCUUGCAUUGUAAACUUACUUUUCUUUAUUUCUUGCAUUGUAAACAUACUUUUCUAUAUUUCUUGCAUUGUAAACUUACUUUUCUUUUUUUCUUGCAUUGUAAACAUACUUUUCUUUAUUUUUUGCAUUGUAAACAAAGUUUUCUAUAUUUCUUGUAUUGUAAACAUACAUUUGUUUAUCGUCUUGCAUGAUCUUUGCUUUGAAAUUAUCAUAAUCUGCCUCGUUCUAGAGAAGAAAAAAGUGCCCUUUUCGUCAACUUCCCCCUUCUCCCAAUGUUUUGAAAUCAAUAUAUAGGCUUUGCUUUCAACUAACAAGAUUUGGUUCCGAAGAUACAAAGUAGUUACUGAAUCAUAACCAGUUUUUCACACAUAUCAUUUUAGUCGGUUCUACUAUCUAUUUAUUACAUUGUAAUUCGCCCCCUAACACACUUAGCCUACUUAAUUCUUAGAAUCCGUAGGAGAGAAUCUCAAAUCGUCUGAGACAGUUUGGUUGGUCGUAUUGUUAGUUAACAUAUCACUGCAGCAUGGGAGAUUGUUGGUCUCUGAAGUAAAAAACGAAUUCUUAGUUUUCGUUAUUGUAUUAUGUAUUCUGUCUCUGUUUUCUUUUUUUUGGCAGCGAUAUCUUUUUCAAUGUUGCCAAACUAAAAAAGAGGUGACUGAGUUAAAAAAGAGGUGACUGAGUUAAAAAAAGAGGUGACUGAGUUAAAAAAGAGGUGUGACUGAGUUAAAAAGAAUUUUUUUUUAAUCUUGAUCCGUAAACAUUUCAAUCAAUGAAGACAAAAGCAUUCAGUGCUAAACCUUAUCUUGAAUGGGAGGCAUGUAUAUGGUCCAUAAACAUUUGGCUGUGAAGUAAAAUACUUGCACUUAUUAUAUGCCAUGUUGGUCAUGAAACACUGCACCUGCCUUUCAUUUCCUCAGAAAUGUGUCUAGACACAUUUAUACCGGCCACCAGAAUAGUACGUUGAAGAGGUAACUAUCAUUCCCCACUGGUGAAACUUUGUAAAGUCUUUUACUGUUUAUGAGGCGUCUAAAACAGUGGUGCUUAAACUACGGCCUGCGGGCCAUAUCAGGUACGUGACGCGGCCCCACCAAGCUUCUGCCCGCGGUGCUUCAUGAGACUGCAGAGGUUGCAUUGGACUGGACAAUUUUAUGCCGGUUAUUCGGGCCGUGACUCGUGUCGGAAGUUUAUAUAUCUCUGUCAAGUCUAUACAGCACUUGUCUGACACUCGUAAUUUUAAAUGAAUCUAUAUAUAUAAUUCCUUCCCUCAAGAGUUUUGUCGAGUAGUAAGGAGUAAAGGAAAGAUCACUCUGCGGAUAGUCCACGAGAAAACAAGAGGGAUGGGAGAACACGUCACAACAUAGCAGGGCAGGACGGUUGCAAUAUCACUCUUUUUUUUUUUUAUUACUACCUCACGUUAAAAAAGAAAAAGGGUGGGGAGUAAUCUACUCUGUAGUAACUAUCUGUAGUAACAGAGCACUCUCAAGAGUUUGGACACAAUGGCAAGAUCACUCUUUUAUUUUUGCAACUCGGACGGAGGGAGUUAUCCUAGGUAAUUUCAGAGCGAAAAAAAAAAGAGAUUUUUGUCUGUAUAUUUCAGGAAAUUUGUUUUUUUGAGUUUUCAAAAGAUUUUAAUAAUUUCCGGAUAUUUCCAGGACUUUUUCGUAUAUUUGUAUUUUCAGGAGAUUUCCAGGACCUCAUGUUAUAAGCUAUAAAAUGAUUUAAUUUAAUAAUUUAUAUACCUAACAUUAGCGCGGUUCCAAUAAAAGUACUGGGCCCACUGAGGUCGCAUAGGUUGCAGUGGUGAAGUCUAGCCCUGCGAAAUGGCGCGCCGGUUGACUAGUGUAAGAUAUUUGGGUAAUGUAAAUAUUGUGCUAUAUAUAUAUAUAUAUAUAAUUCAUGUUUGUACCGUAUCAAUGUUAUUUGUCAAAGGCAUUCCUUGAAUGAGGCUAUUAUCACGGUAUUAUCAAUUAUUAUAUCUUAUCACUCGAUUUUUACCUAUUGAUAUUAAUCUUAAUGAUAUCAGGUUGCUCUCUCCUCAAUGGAAAAGUUAAAAGUGUAAGUCUUUGAAAUUACUUCCCUUUUCUUUUCGCCAUCCUUUUAACAGCCAUGCACUGAGUAUGAUAUUGGCGGGAACAAAUGGCCUAACUAAUCCUUUGCUAGCCUUUUACCGACCAUACAAAAUCUAGGACACGUGACCUCUUUAGAGUUUACGUCUCUCUUUCUUUCUCUCUGUGGAAAAGCAAGUAGGUUUUUUUUGUUUGUUUUGUUGGUUUUUUUUUUUUUUGCUUUGUUUGAUGUUAUUAUCAACAAGCAAUUUUUUUUUUUUUUUUUUUUGGAAGCUACAUGUAAUUUGAGCAGACGCCAUGAUUCCAGUUCAAAGCCAAUGGAAAUUUUCUUUUCGUUUCAUGGUCGUCUGUAAGAAUUAGUUCUAUGAAAUAUAUAUAUUUCCUUCUAAACAACAAUAUAGAUUUAGAUGAUGGCAACAGAACAAACAUUUGCCUCCUGACAUAAAUAAUGGAAUGGAAACUGUAUCAGAGAAUAAAAAUUACAAUCUCU